Messenger RNA from Monomorium pharaonis (pharaoh ant), 1381 nucleotides. RefSeq names its product RNA polymerase II degradation factor 1-like. Lineage: Eukaryota; Metazoa; Arthropoda; Insecta; Hymenoptera; Formicidae. The coding region runs from base 38 to 1063 and encodes 341 amino acids. The transcript is spliced from 2 exons. The record is from RefSeq and is a predicted model, not a curated record.
AAAAUAAAAGAGCAAAGAGCGGAAAGAAGCCCCGAUAAUGAAGGAACACGGUAACAAACAACAUCCGGCGGCGGAACCGGCGGCAAAGACGCUCAAGUCGCUACUGAAGAAGCCGGGCCAGACUAAAGCGAAGUCGCAAAAACAUCGCGUGGUGAUUAACGAGAAGUUGAACGAGUUCUUCGCGGCGGACUACAUUAUACUAAUUAAGGAGGAGUGUUGCGCGGAUUAUGAGGAGGAUUGCGACUGCUGCUACCAAGAGCACGAGUUUAUGCGGCUGGGCAAUUGUAAGGAGUGUCGGGCGGAAUUGAACCUGCACUUCAGCACCGGCAACGGCAGAUACGAUGAAAUGGCGAGGGGUGUGGAGCAAGCGCUCUGCGAGAAUACCAUGCGAGAUCACUGCGGUGGCGGACCGCGUGGAAAGAGUCAGCAGGGUCGAGAGGACGCGCAAAUGGAAGAGGAGGAGGAGGACGAGGAGGAGGCGGAUGACGGCGAGGAAGAAGAGUACGAGGAGGAGGAGCGGGAGGAGGAGGAGGAGGACGAAGAGGAGAACGUCGACGGGAAGGUGGUGGAGAAGAUGGUGUCGGCGGCCGCGGCGACGGCGGCCACGUCGGUGGAAGGGAAGAAUGCGAAUGAGCGAGGGAACGUGGACGCGGAGGAAGCGACGAAGGGACGUUGGCCGAAGGAGAUGGCCGCGAAUUCCCAGGAGGAGAGCGGAACCGUGGUUCCGCCGUCGCCGCCGCGGCACGACCAGCAGCAACAGCAACAGCAACAGCAACAGGAAACGCUCAGCCCGCCAGAGGGUUACAAAGACGUGUGCUCGAACAACGAGAUCACUAACGAGACAGAGCAACGUGGACGCGCGUCAACUACGACGUGCACGGAGUGCAAUUACUACCAGCAACAGGCAGCGGAAUGUGAAUCGCAAGCGAAGGAUCGUGGGAAUGAACAGGAUACACAGAGCAGCAAGGACACUGUGCAUGACAGUAAGCAAAGGAAUUUGCAAGAUAAACAGCAUCGAACGUCUCUCCCUGGUAUAUCUAUCUUUUUGUUACAAAUUUCUUGAGUAUUUUUUGAAGAAACUUAUUUCUAGGAACUGUACUGCAGACAAGAAUUUAUUUAUUUUUUGUGUUACAAACACCGUAUCUAUAAUAUUAGUUCAAUUUAUUUAGUGAUUUUGAUAGAUUAUAAGAUAUGAAACGGAAUGCAUGUAUUGUUUACAUUUGAGUCAAUCAUUUGACAAAUAAUAUAAGUUAAUUUUUGUUGAAGAUUCAGAAUGAAGGAAGGCACAUUUUUUCUACAUAUCAUAUUAGUUAAAUAUUUCUUUUCUUACUAGAUUUGCAAAAUACUUACUUGCGAAACAAUAUAAGUGACUGUAUUUAUU